Bactrocera tryoni is the source of this 1002-nucleotide messenger RNA. Its product is annotated as guided entry of tail-anchored proteins factor 1. The coding region runs from base 145 to 678 and encodes 177 amino acids. Lineage: Eukaryota; Metazoa; Arthropoda; Insecta; Diptera; Tephritidae. Gene Ontology annotation, biological process: tail-anchored membrane protein insertion into ER membrane. The record is from RefSeq and is a predicted model, not a curated record. The transcript has 2 exons.
CAGAAAUAAGAGCAGACAAAAGAGAAUACUCAAUAUUUUUUUAGGAAUCACGUUUAUUAAUUAAAUAACAACAGUACAACGAUAUUUACCCACCUGGCCAUAAACGCUAUCUGUCCAAAGCAUUCAAAACCACAAAUUGUUAUAAUGUUCCUCUUCGUAACCAUUGCUGUGCUGUGCCUGUUGUUGACCAUUGUAGGCGACCUGGUUAAAUUGUUACAGCUGUCAAAAAUUUUCCGAUGCGUUUCUGGUUCUGCCUCCAGUGAUGAGUUGCAACAGCAGCUAAAAGAGGCCCGUGAAAAGGUUGAACGCAUUCGCCAAGGUUCGGCUGGAACAAGUCACUACACUUACACUGUGAAAUUAAUGCGUGCCGAAAAUGAAUUGAAAACCAUUCAGUCCAAAUUGCGCAGUGAAGAUAAUAUGCAGCGUUUAAAAGGUGCCUCCGUUGAACUUGUGGUGGGCUAUCUACUGAAAGGUAUCCUUUCACUGGCACUCUUCAUUAUUACAGUUCGCAAUCGUUACUCACCGGUUAUAGUGUUUAAUGAAAAUAUUAGCUUUGAACCACUUGGCGGGCUAUUGAGCUUCCCAACAGGUGUCCCCAAUGCAAUAUCUGUGCCGUUUUGGGCAUUAUCCUGCAAUAGCGCAUUCCGAUUGAUCCUCAACGCACUCAAGGGAAAGUGAUUGUACUGGUUUUGGCAAUAUCAUUGGCAUUUGUUUCGGUAGCAGUGAAUUAGGAAAUAACACAAGCUUGUUUAUAUGUGUAUGUACAUAUGUAUAUGACUAGAAAUUGUUUUAGCUUUAUUGUACAAAGCAGAUCAUUGUACUUUUGCCCCAACAUAAAUAGAACGUGGAGAAGAUCUGAACUGCCAUAAGAAUAUUGCAUUUCAUACGUUUUCAUUAAUUUAAAUGGUAUAAGUUUAUUUAUUGUGAAAUAGUUUGCAGUCCAAUAGGAAAUAUUUUUAUCGAACAAAAUAAAAUAAACUGAUUAAAGUUUUCUAAAAAGAA